UUGGCCUGCAUGCCUCAAACCUCGUCCUUGGACUCCUCUGCUGUCAGAGACUAAAUGACAUCAUGAAGGACUUGUCUCUCUCCCUGCUGAGUCGGGGUUACAGCCGAUUCGUCUCGUCCAACACAAACGCGGGUAGACACGAUGGACGACUGGAAGUGUGCUUCACACCUGAGGAUUACUUCAUCUGGAAGUCCCGGGACUCUCUCCUGCGUUUGUCCGAGAGUGGCCGUCUGUUUGCGGAGGCGGAAUCCACCCUUCCAAAGACGUACAGCACUCGCAGGGGGCCACUCCUGCUGUACUCUCAGGACUUGGUUACUGUAGAAACAGGUCUUCAAUCCGAGAUGAGAGAGAGGAAGAAAAAGGUUGUUCAGCGUUACACACAGGAAGUGGAACAGCAGCUGAGCACCCUGAGGGAGCUGACAGCGGCCAUUUUGAACUACGGCAACAACCAGUUCCACUUCUCCAGACUUGGUCCACUCUUUUUUCCUCCUCUCCACGUCCCAAUUACUCCAGACCUCCAUCCUCUCAGUCCUUCACCAACCUGCACAACAUCAGAGCAGCCCAGUCCAGAUUUGCUAGCAAGGUUGAAUUCCCAACUGGGCUUCAGCCACGUUCCUGCAGAGAGAAAUACUGCACAGCUGACCAAUCAACCUGAAGAUAAAGAGGAGCAGGGCAGCAGGAAGAGAGUCAGGCUGGACCUCUUCCUCCAGGUUCCCUGCUCCACCAGGACUCCUUCUCCACUGAUGGAGCCUCAGCCCUGGGUACACUAUGUAGCAAUGACCCCAGAAGAACCACUGACUUACGUUGACAUUAGUCCACAGCAGCCUGACAGUUCACAGAAUAUCAAAACAAAUGAUCCGAGUGUGGGAGAGAAGCUGCACCAUCAAAACUCUGACUGUGAUGAGUCAGAAGGUCAAGGCGGUCACCAAGCUGAAAGAAGAUCUGCUGAUAUGAGUGAAAAAUCCAGCAGCAGGAACUGGCAUAGGAGGACAGUGAGACCGCGAGGUGUGAAGCAGCAGGCGAGCCACGAGCCUGAAACAAACACUACUUCAGGCCUUCUUCCUCCUCUAACUGGGGGACAACCAGUCUCUCCUGGAGCAUUCUGGGAGAAAUCAGACACGCUGAAGCGGGAGGGUCCCAGCAGAGAUGAACGCCACACUCAGCUCCUUCCGCCAAUAUCAGAGAAUCGAACUGGAACGCCAGAUUCUCCAACAAAGGUCCAGACCCAGCACGAUGUUCAACAGAGGUCAAAGAGGGUCGGAUAUCAGUGCAGAGACGACCUCAAAAGACUCCAUCAGCAGCCUCUCAGCCUUCCUCAGCUGGUUCAUGAAGAAUUAAGUGGAAAGAAAAAGUCUGGAGGAGGUGAAAUAUCACAGAGACACUACUUAAGAAAGGAGACAGUCGGACAUGGAGGAGGAGGAGGAGGAGGAAGAGGAGAGGGAGGAGGGAGACUGCCCUCUGAGAGAGGCUCUGUGAUAUUAUUGGCCCCUGGAGCAGAGCCUCCUCCUGCAGGAGUGUUGGGUUGUGUUGCAGGAAGGAAAGGUCCAGGUAAGCAGACAUCUUUGGCCUUCUUACAGAACCAGCUUCUCGACCUCCAGGACUCCGGAGCACCCGACGAUGACAACAGAGGGGUGGUGAGAGGCGUUCUGCCUCUGGAGCUGAGAGAUUUGAAGAACGGCCGAUCUGUUGGCUGUCUGAUUGUUGGUCCUGAUGGGGAGAUCCUUCGACUCUCUCUGUACGAUAACAGCCAGGACCAAACUGCCAGUGACGGCGAAACAAGGGAGCAAGCUCUCCAGGUUUUGUCUCCAGAAGGGGAGAAGUUACCCUGGGUCAUUAUGCUGCAGCCUGAGAAUACAGAUACAGGAGGGUCGGAGCAGAACACACACCUUCCUGAUGAACAUGUCCCGCUCCAUCAGUCCAUUCCUCAGGUAAAUCAGUUCACUCUUUGUCAUCAUGCAGAUGAUCCUCAGUCUGAUCAGGAACAAAUGAAACAAAACCAAGAAGCCAUCAUUGAAAUGUAUCAUCUCUCAGAUAUUCACAGAUCAGCGGACGUCUUUCCCCCCAGCAGCCUCACAGACUCAGGAUUUAAAUACAAAUCACAUGUGUUUGUCCCUUCAGUGGCUCAGACCAGGAAGAAAACAAAGAGUGCCGAGGCAGCAGUGGACACGUGGAAGUCAGGAUUAAAGGGUGCCAGAAACAAUGUUAGGAUGCCUCCAUUGAGGGAGAGGGUUGUUAGUACAGAGAGAGGAGGUGAUGCUGAAGAUGAGGAUGAAGACGAGGGAUUGCAGCAGCCGGGGCAGCAGAACAUCGACCCGAUCGAAGCAACAUCAGAGGACGCUUUGAAGAAGAGUGCUGAGGGAGCUGCAGUAACCACAAGUGAUAAGAAAACGGGGAAAAGUGAGGAAUCAGAUGGAGGGAAGAAGGCUUCGAGGAUGAGGAGAGAAGGAAGAUCAGAAAAAGAAAAGACAGGAAGAGAUGCUCCAUCAGUCGUCAGCAGGAGACGAGAGGAGAGGACCCUCAGAGGAGCAGCAGAGACUAAAGCCCCGUCUGCUCUGCUUUCCUGUCCUCGUCUGUAAAUCAAGAUGACAGACGUGAAAGGAACGAGAGGAGAAGGGCAGGAGAACGAGGAGAGAGAGGGGCGAGGAGAAGAGGUGAGGAGGAGGCAAGAGUCUGCUGGGAAGAGAAGAAGAAGAAGGCUGAAACACAAAGACUUAGUUUUGGGAAGCCCAGAGGACUCCCUGGAGAAUCAGGAGGCGGAGACACACCAAGAACUGAAAGAAGAGUCUCAUCCGGCAUCCCCAACAAAUCCCUCUGCAGCACAAAACCACAAGAACAGAACAAACUCAGAGGGAGACGCUGCAGAAACCGACCGUCUUUACACAGACGCUGACAAACUCGCCAGCGUGCGCUCGGUGAGCUCGCUCAGGUCGACUGCAGCUGCAUCACAGUCCACUCUGAAGAGCUCCAGGCGGUCUGUUGCAUCCUCCUGUGAGGGGGCGGGGCCAGCCAGCGCCCUGGGUCUCACUUCAUCACAUGGUCGCCUCUCGUCAUGUUCAACUGUCAUGGUAACUGAGGAACAGCUGAUGCUGAACCCGGCGAAACCAGAGGCGUCCAAGCCGAGAAAGAGUCAGAGAGAGGAGGAAGAGGAGGCGGCAGCGCUGCGUCUCACCCAGCAGGCAGAAAAACGGAGGCGGGAGGUGGAGAGGAAGAGGAGGGAGCGGGAGGAAGAGGCGAGGAGGCAGCAGGAGAGGGAGCAGACAGAGGACAGGAUGAAGAGCGAGCUGGAGGAGGAGAGAAGGAGGAGAGCUGAGGAGCUCAGAUUGAAGAGGAUGGCGGAGGAGGAGAAGAGGAGGAAGCAGGAGGAAGAGGAGCAGGCUCGAGAGAGACGGGAACAGGAGCAAAGAGAAAGAGAGAGAAGGAGGCAGGAGGAGAAGAUGCGUCAGAUGGAGAGACUCCAGAAGAUGAGAGAGGAGGAGGAACAGAGGAGGAGAGGUGAGGAGGAGGAGGGAGAGGUAGAGGAAGGAGACGAGCAGGAGGAGGAGAACAGGAAGUUACAGGAGAUGGAUGAGAAUGAGAGGGUGGAGUACCUCAGCAGGAAGGAGCAGGAGGAGGAGGAGAGGAGGAAGAACGAAGAGGAGCGGAGGAGAAGAGAGGAGGAGGCAGCUCUACAGGCUGCAGAGGACGCCAAGCUGCAGGCCGAGCUGCUAGCCAGACAGAUGGCGCUGUUGGAGCAGCAGUUGGCCUUUAAACGGGGGCUUGCGUUGGAGGCUGGGGGUCUGGAGAAAACUCAAGGAAUUUCCACCUGGGUUUACUCUUAUUUUACUUUGUUGCAGCUACUGGGUCUCAAUCCAACUUAACGUGAGGCCGAAGAUGACAGGACGCCUCCGUCUGAGAUCUUUCUACUCGGUCCCUCACUCAGCGACCUCAUGGAUUAGAUCCAGUUAUUGAAAAUGAGCACGUUCAUAUCGAUGCUCCUCGUCUUUUACUUGAAGAUAAAAAAACCCUUUACCAUCGUCUGUUUACCUUUGAGGGAUAUUCUCACGUUUCUACAAAAGAUCAAACUUUACAUACAUGAUGUUUUUCUUGUCUGCCUUUUUAAUGUUAUUUAGUUUUUUCUUGUUGAUAUUUAUCUUAUUAUUCUUACACUAAGAAAAAUCCUGACGAUGUUCAUACUCAGGGAGUAGAGACUGGUCGUUACAAAUAGAGCUGGCUCCCGGAGGAGGACAGACUCAGUGCGCUCAGUGUGACACCUUACAGGUAGAGACGGAGCUCCACCUCCUCACAUCGAGGCCAAAAUACCAGACUGUGAGAGAGGAAUACUUCCCCCAGAUAACACAUGUAAACCCUGAGUUUGAACAUACACCACACGUAUCUGCUAGAAGAAAAACAAAAUUGUCAAACACACAGA
Molecule: messenger RNA, 4408 nt
Organism: Labrus bergylta (ballan wrasse)
Lineage: Eukaryota; Metazoa; Chordata; Actinopteri; Labriformes; Labridae
Source: RefSeq, a predicted model, not a curated record